This is a messenger RNA of Balaenoptera musculus (blue whale), 375 nucleotides long. Its product is annotated as PRAME family member 27-like. NCBI's taxonomy places the organism in Eukaryota, Metazoa, Chordata, Mammalia, Artiodactyla, Balaenopteridae. The transcript has 2 exons. Gene Ontology annotation, cellular component: cytoplasm. The record is from RefSeq and is a predicted model, not a curated record. The coding region runs from base 1 to 375 and encodes 124 amino acids.
AUGAGUGUCUGGACCCCUCCCAGACUCCUGGAGCUGGCAGGAAUGAACCUGCUGAGGGAAGAGGCCUCAGCCUUUUCUGGUCUGGAGGAUCCACCCAUGGAGCUCUUCUCACCACUGUUCAUGGAGGUCUUUGAAGCGAGAUGCAUUGAAACCCUGAAGGCCAUGGUGCUAGCCUGGCCUUUUGUCCACCUGCCUCUGGGGAACCUGAUAGACAUGCCUCAUGUAGGGCCCCUACAAGCAGAACUGGAAGCACUUGAUAUCCUUUUUGCUCAGAAGCUUUGCCCCAGGAAGUGCAAACUUCAGGUGCAGAAUUUACAGGAUACUGGUCAGAACUUCUGGAGCAUGUGGUCUGGAGCCAACACUCAUGGAUGCUGA